UGCCGUACGAAAUCGAACACCCAAACCUUAUGCUAUCUGCAUCCGGAUCUGACCGUGUAUUCUACGGAACAACUUCGUUUUUUCUUUUUUUUUUGCAAAAAAUUAUUGGGUGUAGUCCUAUGUAUACUGGUCCGCCCCUGACUUCUAGGUGUGAUCUGUGUCACUUCCGUGUGUUUCAUCAGCUGGGAAGAGUAUGCCACAUCAGUCAUACACUCUGAGACCAAGGUUGUAGCGGCGUCGAUUUGCGCCGCUUUUCGUACUUGGGGUGCAAAACAAACGGAUUGUUAUUUUUUAGUAAAACAGCUAGUUUCAUGCUGGUGCAAGAGUUUAUACCAAUGCAAAUCCGCUAUAUUCCUUUUCCAAUUCGCUCCAAUCAUAUAAUAUGUUAAUAUUCUCGUAGAUAAUUUGAUAAUUUCGGAUUCACAAGUCAUAACCCAAACAUCUAGCGACCUUGGCCUCUUAGAAAACGACCUGUAACAUAUGAUUUGCCCAACCAUCUCAGAUAUUUGAGCCAUUGUGCUGAGACACGUUACACGGACACGUCAGUUUGGUGCCGUAUCGCAUAUCCGAUACGUAUCGGAUACGGAUACGUAUCGAAUACGCCACAGAUAUGUAUCUUGUGAGUAUCCGGUUUUUUGUUUUUUUUUGCGAAUAUUGGAUACGUGGGCCGAUACGUAUCGAGUCGAUGGAUACGGCUCAGCCCACUAACACAGCCCAAUAACACACGUUAAGCCCCCGACGCCUAAGCCUCCCUCCCGUAGAUCCGCACACGCCCCGACGCCCAGACUUCCUCGCGCCGCAGGUCCGCCGGGUGACGUCGGCGCGCCGCAAUCCCGCUCGCCGUCCGCCGGCGACGAGCUUCCGCCUUUGCUCACCGGCGACGAGCCUCCGUCCCUGCUCGCCGGCCGCCAACGACGGAUCCAGGCCCGUGCGACGCGGAUCCAAGCCCCUGCGACGCGGAUCCAAGCCCCUGCGACGCGGCGAACUCCCGAGCGAAGCUAAUAUGGCUGCCUUGCCACUGGCCACUGCUGAAGUAUGUGAUGCUAAUCCUCAUUUGAUUAUGAAUGGCGAGCUUCGUGCUCUCCAUCCCAUCUUCCAAAUCUACGGAAGGCGCCAAGUUUUUGCUGGUCCUAUUGUGACCCUGAAGGUCUACGAGGACAAUGUUCUGAUCCGUGAGUUCCUUGAGGAGAAAGGCCACGGCAGGGUCCUUGUGGUUGAUGGUGGUGGGAGUAUGCGCUGUGCCAUUCUGGGUGGCAACCCUGUCCAGCAGGCACAGAACAAUGGGUGGGCUGGCAUUGUGGUGAAUGGGUGUAUCAGGGAUGUUGAUGAGAUCAACGGCUGUGACAUUGGUGUUCGAGCUCUCAACUCCCACCCGAUGAAGGCAAACAAGAAGGGCAUUGGUGAGAAGCAUGUCCCUGUGACCAUGGCAGGAACUAGGAUUUGCGAUGGCGAAUGGCUCUAUGCCGAUACAGAUGGCGUUCUUGUCUCGAGGACGGAGUUGACUGUGUAGACCCAUUCCCUGUUUGUACGUGUGUAUAAGAAUUGGGCACAUGAAAGCAGGGCUGCUCCUGUCGUUGCCUGUUGGUGUUCUGUCUGAACUUGUAAUAAUGGAUUGUUGUUGGAUCACACGAUUACCAGGAAUAAUUGGAUGUUACAAAUUGUUGUCGAUCAACUUUUGGAAUUGGGAACUCUUAUUCUGGUGAA
Molecule: messenger RNA, 1704 nt
Organism: Panicum virgatum (switchgrass)
Lineage: Eukaryota; Viridiplantae; Streptophyta; Magnoliopsida; Poales; Poaceae
Product: putative 4-hydroxy-4-methyl-2-oxoglutarate aldolase 2
Exons: 2
Coding region: 1004-1510 (168 amino acids)
Biological process (GO): regulation of RNA metabolic process
Molecular function (GO): ribonuclease inhibitor activity
Source: RefSeq, a predicted model, not a curated record